Molecule: messenger RNA, 1834 nt
Organism: Drosophila bipectinata
Lineage: Eukaryota; Metazoa; Arthropoda; Insecta; Diptera; Drosophilidae
Gene: dpr18
Product: defective proboscis extension response 18
Biological process (GO): synapse organization
Cellular component (GO): neuron projection membrane
Source: RefSeq, a predicted model, not a curated record
UAGGAUCAUUGAUAAGAAAACUGCCAGGCCUUAGUAGAACUACCGAAAAUAUCUAGUCAUCGAACUAUCAGAGCGUACUAUGACCAUAUGAACGACUACAUGAUCGUAAAAAAUAACUUCUUUUAUUAAAUAAAAAUUAUGCAUUUACACACCUGCCAAACUCUUUCCGAAAACUCGAACAAAGGAUGAGGCGUACAGAUGAAUAGCGUAUCAUCAAAAUUGGCACUUAACGUGGCGCAGACCCGACUUCUAGCGCCCUAUUUACAAAGAAGCCUUAAACUCUUGCGGAUUUGCGUAGCUUUUGUGGUUAUUGGAUCUCCUUUUCAUCCUUCAUUUGCAUUGGGCACUAUACCGAUAGGUACUGAACAUAAAAUACCAAACGUUCAUCGAAAAAUUGAGGAUGGAGGAAACUUUUCCUUUCAUGGUUUUAACAACAUUCCUGAGAAGCCACUUAACUAUGGCUAUAACGCGGAGGCGCCUAUUCGAUCGGAAUCCUUACUAAAAGUCACAUCCCAAGUAAAAUCUUUAAUGUUAACUAAGCCUGUUUACAUAUCGCGACCUAUACAGCUUGUCGCGAAAUUUCACGAUGACAAUAUUCCUUCAAAAGCCAUUAAAAAUUUAAUUGGACAGGGUAAGUCAGCAUCAAAAUCCAAUCAGACACCCACAGUAACAAUGGCAGCCAGUACGUCACCACAAAAUACGGCGCUAGAAUUAAUAAAUUUACAUGGUGUUAUACUAACGACAGAAUUACCAAAAACUAAAGCAUAUACUACUAAAAAAUUCUUCGAUUAUUCACAUUUAAAAGAUCAUUUUAAAAUGGGUCCCACAGAAAUAGAGCCAUCUCGAAUAUUUCGUACUACCCAUCACCAUGAACACCAUUGGGGACCAUUUUUUGAAGAGCACACCAGCUCAAAACCUUUAAGUGAGGGUCAUGUUUCAGCAGUGCACUUGUUUACGGAAGCUGCACUGAACUGUCGAGUUGGUAUGCUAAAAGACAAAACGGUCAUGUGGAUAAGACGCACAGCCGAAAAGGUAUCCCUCCUUACUGUUGGAAACAUUACUUAUAGUGGAGAUCCAAGGAUUCAAGUGAAGUAUCAGUACCCAAACAAUUGGCGUCUAUUGAUAAAUCCAACGCAAAGGGAUGAUGCUGGAAUUUAUAUGUGUCAGGUUUCAACGCAUCCGCCACGUUUUUUUACUACAAAUUUAACCAUAUUGGAGCCACCCCUUAGAAUAAUCGAUGAAAAUGAACGGAAUAUUGGGGACCGAUACUAUAAGUCAGGAAGCACGGUAGAUCUUCAAUGUCAAGUGUCUCGCAACUUCUUUGAAAAGGAACAAUUCAACAUAUUUAAAGCUCUCGAAUCUCCAAAAUAUAUUAAUCAAAUUGAACACAACGGUACAUCCAACGAAAAUAUUUUUAACAGUACUACCAAUAUACAUAAUUUCACUGGAAAAGAUUUGGAAAAACACUUUUCUAAUUUUAUUACAUGGGCAAAGGACGAAAAAUUGAUACAAAAUCUGACAAAAAAUCUCUCAAGUGUUUCAGGUAAAUGGCUAACCAGUCGAAUUUCUAUUGGGGAUGCCAAGCUUUCCGACAGUGGAAAUUAUUCAUGUUCUUUGGGCAAACUCUUUACCGUAAUUGUCCAAGUUCAAGUUCUUACAGGAGAAAUUCCCGCUGCAGUGCAACAUAACAAAGCAACGAGAUCUGAAUAUUAUAAACUGGUGCAAUUAAACAUUUUUUUUAUGAUGAUAAAACUAUAUAAUGUCCUUAACUAGAAAAUAUUAUUUUAUAAUUAUUUAUGUAUGUACGUGUUACAAAAUCCAAAUUUGUUUGUAA